Messenger RNA from Trichoderma atroviride IMI 206040, 579 nucleotides. RefSeq lists its product as uncharacterized. Lineage: Eukaryota; Fungi; Ascomycota; Sordariomycetes; Hypocreales; Hypocreaceae. The record is from RefSeq and is a predicted model, not a curated record.
AUGGGAGAGGAAGGAUUCCCUUCUGUAUAUCAGUUUCGUCUCGCGUCAUGGGGCACAAGACCCGUCUCAGCACAUGUCUGGAGCCCACUCAAUCGCGUGUGUGACAGGAACACACAGAACCCGCUGCCCGUAUUGCCAUAUGAGCCGUGGAUGGAGCAUGGAGCAACCAGCAUAUCCAUCCAUCAUCUCAUCAGCUUCAGGGGGCCUGCCGCGGGGCCAACCAUUAACGAGUCCGGCGAUGGAGUCCCUCAGCGGCUCGUUUCUUCGCGGCGAGAUUUUCUCCGUCGUCCAGUCUCAAUCAACCAAUACGGCGCUGGCCUUCGUAACAACUUUGCACCUUGCCACAAGCGCAGGCCCAAUCGCGUCUGGAGCUCUCGUAUGCGGCUGAGCGCCCCGUGCUGGCGCUGGCCUCUAGAGACUUUGGCUCCUCCAAUGCGCAUCGGUUUCUUCAUCUUCACCAGCGCUCCCAGCACCGCUACUCUGAACAGCCCCCCUGUAGCGCUAUGCUUAGCCCAGGACCAACGCGUUGCGGAGGAGCGCCCAUCGCCGAAGAGGUUAGACGGCAGAGAGUUGUGGUGA